Glycine soja is the source of this 2322-nucleotide messenger RNA. RefSeq names its product serine/threonine-protein kinase STY46-like. Gene Ontology annotation, molecular function: ATP binding; protein kinase activity. The record is from RefSeq and is a predicted model, not a curated record. The coding region runs from base 257 to 2008 and encodes 583 amino acids. NCBI's taxonomy places the organism in Eukaryota, Viridiplantae, Streptophyta, Magnoliopsida, Fabales, Fabaceae. The transcript is spliced from 17 exons. Gene Ontology annotation, biological process: protein phosphorylation.
GAAACAAUGAAUGAGAGGAUUAGCGAAACGCAGCGUGAGAGGAACGACAUCCCCAAUCCAAUUCAAUUACUAGCUGCCUUUUUCUUUUCCUAAAAUCUCGCCUUUUUCGCUUCCGUGUCCCUGCUCAGCGGCAAGGCAACUUCACUUUGGACCAAAUUACCCUCCAUCUCCCUUCAAAUCACACCGAACCCUUCCCUUCCCUUUUUCCACUCAGAUUCUCUCCCCCCACUCCACAGUCAACUCCAUGUGCGCUUGAAUGGAUUUGGUGGAAGGCGUCGGAGAGAGUUCCUCGCCGCCGCGCGCCUUCAGCGGCUACAGCAACUACGACGUCCGCAACGAUGUCUACAACCGCCUUCUUCAAACCGGCCACGACCAAGCCGUUUCCAACCCCGACUUCCGCGAACACUUGGAGGCUCACUUCAAUCGCUUGCCACCGAGUUAUGGACUCGAUGUGAAUAUCGAUAGAGCUGAAGAUGUUCUGUUGCAUCAAUCCCUUCUUGCUUUGGCAAAGGACCCUCACAAGCGCCCUGUAUACCAUAUACGCUUCCUUGAGAAUAUUUCAACUAGAACAGAUAGUGAAGAUCAACAAAUUUUAAGUACUCAUUAUAGCCCAGGAUCAUCUUCCCAUGCAACAAAUGGGGGAGCUGUAUCACCUGGUAAAAGUAAGAUGAGGGAUAUUGCAAAUGAGUUUGAGCCUUGCUCGAAGCUUGAGGACCUAAAUUUGGAUGUUAGAAAGAACUCAAAGGAGACAGAGGAAAAAUUUCUCUCUGACAAUUUUUUCCAGAGGCUUGAACAUUCAAGUGUCCCCGUUCAUGAAAUAAUAUUUUCCACUGUUGACAAGCCAAAGCUGUUAAGCCAGCUGUCCGCUUUGCUGUCUGAUAUUGGACUUAACAUCCGUGAAGCUCAUGUUUUCUCCACAACUGAUGGCUAUUCCCUUGACGUGUUUGUGGUGGAUGGAUGGCCAGUAGAGGAAACAGAUGAUUUGUAUGAUGCUAUGGAAAAAGCUGUAUCAAGAAGCGAGGGAUCAUGGUCUCGUUCUUUAAAAUCUCAUUCAGCUGUGGAGAAAGCCUUAGCAACAGAAGGAAAAUCAGGAGAUUGGGAAAUAGAUAGGAAGUUGCUAAAGUUAGGAGAAAAAAUAGCAUCUGGAUCCUCUGGAGAUUUGUAUCGUGGAGUUUAUCUCGGUGAAGAUGUUGCUGUUAAGGUUCUGAGAUCGGAGCAAUUGAAUGAUGCCUUAGAGGAUGAGUUUGCUCAAGAAGUGGCAAUUCUGAGGCAGGUGCAUCAUAAAAAUGUUGUUCGUUUCAUUGGUGCAUGUACAAAGUGUCCACAUUUGUGCAUAAUAACAGAGUAUAUGCCCGGAGGAAGUCUGUACGAUUACGUGCACAAAAAUCAUAAUGUCUUGGAGCUGUCUCAAUUACUAAAAUUUGCAAUUGAUGUCUGCAAGGGUAUGGAGUAUUUGCAUCAAAGCAAUAUAAUUCACAGAGAUCUGAAGACGGCUAAUUUGCUGAUGGAUACACACAAUGUUGUUAAAGUCGCAGAUUUUGGAGUUGCUCGGUUCCUAAAUCAAGGGGGAGUGAUGACAGCAGAAACUGGGACAUAUAGAUGGAUGGCACCAGAGGUUAUAAAUCAUCAGCCCUAUGAUCAGAAAGCAGACGUAUUCAGUUUUUCCAUCGUACUGUGGGAAUUAGUGACGGCAAAGGUACCAUAUGACACCAUGACUCCACUACAAGCUGCCUUGGGUGUGAGACAGGGUCUGCGGCCAGAACUUCCGAAGAAUGGGCACCCUAAAUUAUUAGAGUUGAUGCAAAGAUGUUGGGAAGCAAUUCCAAGCCACCGUCCAUCCUUUAAUGAGAUAACUGCUGAACUUGAAAAUCUUUUGCAAGAAAUGGAGAAAGAUUCAGAAGCGAAUGCUGUAGAGUUUUUUUCACGUUCCCUUGUGGCACCGAGGGAGAAAGGAGUUCACAGAAAUCGUGACCAAUACAAAGUGAGAAAAUGUAAAGAGGCAUACUAAUGUUAUAGCUGACUAUACUUAAAAUAUAUAUCCCAGGAUCACGUCAAACUUCUCCGAAAUUAUUUUGAUUCGAGGAAUGCGUUCCACGUGGCUAUUGAUGUGUUCUGGUAGCCAAAAAGAAACAUAGUUGACGUAAAAUCAAUGAAGUGUAUAGUGAGGGUAAUGCUGUUGAGCUUUAAUGUUUCAUUUUUUUUCUUGGGGUCAAGUAUUGAGAAUUUUAUGUUUUGCACUGUAAAUUAAUGACAGGCAUGGACCGAUGAGACCAGGUAUCUAAACUAUUUUAAUGCAAAGUGUUACCUUUGCCUUAUUAUUCA